AUGGUGAUAGGACCAGUCUUUAUCGGUGCCGAGCCAAACGUGGUGCGGAAGAUCAUUGACGAAGGCCUCGACAAGGGUCUCACGCUGUGCGCCAACGAGGGCCAGUUAGGCCUACAGCUGAUGCAGUCUCUACCCCCGAAGCUGCAACAGAAAGCUCAAGUAUACCCUACAAUGAAAGAUCCUGCAAUGCCAGAAGGCCGGUGGAACCCAGCCGACCAGAGACACAUGGCUGGAGCCUUCCAAGACAACCGCGUGAUUCCCUACGAAGGCGUUGUUGUUACGGACAUGUCCGAGGAGCAGCAGAUACUCGUCAUGGCUAUCGUGCAUGAGUUCUUGGCCCUAUGGCCUUCUGAGCCACUCCGUCACCGUUUGAAGCAGAUACUCAAGCACCUCACCGAAACGCACUUUUCUUGGAUUGGCGGGUUCGGAGAAGAUAAGCCUUUCUACUACCGGAUUCAAAGUCCGGUGGCACUUUUUGAGUUUGACCACCACUCGGGGGUCUUCCUGACCAACAAAGAGCCCGCCAAGUAUCACAUCCACACGAUCCAGAGACUUCCGAAUGGCAAUGAUUACGGGAGGGCACUGCGGGAACUGCUCCGAGCUCGAUAG
This is a messenger RNA of Colletotrichum fioriniae, 609 nucleotides long. The record is from RefSeq and is a predicted model, not a curated record. Lineage: Eukaryota; Fungi; Ascomycota; Sordariomycetes; Glomerellales; Glomerellaceae.